Eucalyptus grandis is the source of this 990-nucleotide messenger RNA. Its product is annotated as probable receptor-like protein kinase At4g10390. Gene Ontology annotation, biological process: protein phosphorylation. Lineage: Eukaryota; Viridiplantae; Streptophyta; Magnoliopsida; Myrtales; Myrtaceae. Gene Ontology annotation, molecular function: protein kinase activity; ATP binding. The coding region runs from base 1 to 990 and encodes 329 amino acids. Gene Ontology annotation, cellular component: plasma membrane. The transcript is spliced from 4 exons. The record is from RefSeq and is a predicted model, not a curated record.
AUGGGCAUCGUGAAGUUCCUCCGCUGCCAAGCUGCUGAACAGGCGCCGAGCCGCCGUCCACGUUGGAGUGGGGAGAGAUCGAGAGGAUCACGAGGCGCUUCUCGGUGGUGGUUGGAGAAGGCGGGUUCAGCACCGUGUACAUGGGGCGUUUGCCCGUCUGCGGGGAGGCUCCGCCGCUGCCGCGGCCGUCAAAGUCCACUGCGGCGGCGGAGAGCGGCUCAGCCUGGCCUUCAAGCAGAGCUGGACUUGCUGCUUCGGCUCAAGCACGAGAACAUCGUCAGGAUCCUCGGCUAUUGCGAUGAUGCAGAUCAAGGCGCGCUUAUAUUCGAAUAUGUCUCCGGUGGAACCCUCUAUGAGCGCCUCCACGGCCGCAGCGGCAAUAAGCGCUCGACUCUCCCGUGGAAGAGCCGCGUGAAGAUCGCCUUCCAGCUCGCGCAAGCCAUCGAAUAUCUCCAUGAAAGAUGCAUCGUCCACAUCAUCCAUGGCGACAUCAAAUCCUCCAAUGUUUUACUGGACGGCGACUCCAAUUGCAAACUCUGCGACUUCGGAUCCGCGAAAAUGGGCUUCUCCUCCAUGAUACUGCCACCCUCGUCGUUGCCUUCAUCAUCUCCUUAUGUUAGGAGAAAGAAUAUUAUCAUGGGUUCUCCGGGCUACACCGAUCCGGCAUACUUGAGGACCGGAAUAGCCUCGAAGAAGAACGACAUCUAUAGCUUUGGCGUCUUGGUCCUCGAGCUCGUGACUGCUCAUAUGGCUAAGGAUGUCGAUCGUAUGGAUGUUAGUGAGGUGACGAACAUGGUGGAUCCGAGAUUGAGAGGCGAUUUCAACGUGGAAGAGGCGAGGGCUCUGAUUGGACUAGCGAGGUUGUGUUUCGACGAGUCGACCCUGGUUAGGCCGACAGCGAGCUGCAUGAUGAAGAUGAUGAAAGAGAAGGUUUCUUCAAUUUCGUUCAUGAACUCGAACUUGAGGCAUAAACUUUCUAAUGAUCUGUAG